AUGGCAAAUAACGGAAAAACAGCUCUUCAUUAUACAGCAAAUAAUAAUGAUAUUAAAACAAUGGAAUUGCUUAUUUCCAAUGGUGCUGAAAUUGAUGCAAUCGACAUAUCAGGAUCUACUCCAUUACAUUGUGCAAUUGAAAAUCAUGCAAAUGAUGCAGUAAAUCUACUUAUUGAAUAUCAUGCAGAUAUAAAUAUAGAGGAUAAUGAAUACAAAACACCUCUUAUCAUUGCAGUAAUGGAAAAUAGUAAAGAAAUUGUAAAUAUUCUUAUUGCACUUAAAUCAGAUGUUAAUCAAAAAAUGCAAAACGGAAAUACAGCUCUUCAUUUCGCAGCUGCGAAUAAUUCUAUUGAAAUUAUAGAAAUUCUUAUUUCACAUGGUUCAGAACUAGAAUCAACAAAUGAUAAUUGUGAAACACCUCUUCAUUAUGCUGCUAAAUACAAUAGUAAAGAGGCUGCAGAUUUUCUUAUUAAACAUGGUUUAGACAUAAAUGCAAAGGACGAUAUAGGUAGAACUCCUCUACUUAUUGCAGUCGAAGAAAAUUAUAUAGAUAUGGCAAAACUUCUUAUUGAUCAUGGUGCAGAUGUGAAUGCGAAAAAUGGUGACGAUGAUACAGCUCUUAUUAAUGCAAUAACUCAAAAGAAAAUAAAUCUAGAUUUAACUGAACUCCUAAUCAAAAGCGGUGCGAAUUUGAAUGAAAAGGGAAAUGAAGGAAAAUUCCAUCUUGUAUUAGCCAUUGAGCAGGGAAAUAGUGAAAUUGUAGAACUUUUGGUUUCACAUGGAGCAAAUGUUAAUGCAAAAAAUGAAAAUGGAUUAACAGCUAUUCAUUUUGCAGCAUCUGCUAAUCAAGAAAUAAUGAAAUAUUUGAUUUCAAACAAUGCAGAUUUCAAAGUAAAAGAUAAUGAAAAUAAAACUGUCCUUCAUUAUGCCGCGGAACGUGGAGAUAUCAAUGUUGUUAAACUUCUUCUAUCAUAUGAUAUCGAUAUCAAUGAAAAAGAUGUUUAUGGUAAAACACCUCUUCAUUAUGCCGCAGAUAAUAUAGAUAAAAAUAUUAUGGAGCUUUUUACUUCAAAAGGAGCAAAUAUCGAAGAAAAAGAUCUAAAUGGAAAAACUCCUCUUCAUUAUGCAGUCCCAAACAGAGAUAUAGAAAUAACAGAAUUUCUUUUUUCAAAUGGAGCAAAUAUCAACGAUAAAGAUAAAAAUGGAAAAACACCACUUUUAAUAGCAUCACAUUUUAAUCAUAAAGAUAUUGUCGAAUUUCUUUUUUCUCAUGGGGCAGAUAUUAACAUCAAAGAUAAUGAUGGAAAUUCGCCGUUACACACAACAAGUAGUGUAGAAUUAGCUGAAUUUCUUAUUUCACAUCAUUUAGAUGUUAAUGCAAAAAAUAUUAAUGGUAAAACUCUUCUUCAUUUUGCAGCAACAAAUAAUUACAAGAAUAUGAUAGAAUUUUUAAUUUUGCAUGGUGCAAAUAUUAAUGAAAAAGAUAAUGAUGGGAAAAUUCCCCUUCAUUAUGCAGCAACUGCAAACAAAGCGAAUUCGGAAUGUCUUAUUACACAUGGUGCAAAUAUUAAUGAAAUUGAUAAUGAUGGAAAAACACCACUUAUCAAUUCUACUAUUUUUUCAGAAAAAGAAGUAAUAGAGCUUCUUAUUUCUCAUGGAGCAGAUGUCAAUGUCAGAGAUAAUAAAAAUAAUAAUGCUAUUAUAUAUGCAACUGAGAAAAAUAAUAUUGAAAUUCAAAAAAUUUUAAUGUCUAAUGGUGCAAGAUGCCCAAAUAUUUCAACUGCAUGCCUUAUAUAA
Messenger RNA from Trichomonas vaginalis G3, 1797 nucleotides. RefSeq names its product ankyrin repeat, PH and SEC7 domain containing protein SECG-related family. Bases 1 to 1797 code for a protein of 598 amino acids. Gene Ontology annotation, biological process: protein localization to ciliary inversin compartment. The transcript has a single exon. Gene Ontology annotation, cellular component: ciliary inversin compartment. The record is from RefSeq and is a predicted model, not a curated record. Gene Ontology annotation, molecular function: protein binding. Lineage: Eukaryota; Parabasalia; Trichomonadida; Trichomonadidae.